GUUUGAAGUAAGUUUGGAUGCAUGAUUUACGGUCUUGGGAUUUGAUUUCAGGUGGGGUUUGCUGAUCUCAGUUUACUUGUAAUUGUUGCUUCAUUUUCAAGUUGCAAGUUGAAAUUUGCUGAGUAAUGGUGGUGCUGGAGUUUGCUCCAAUGACUUUCUUCAAAUGGGUUUUACUGGCUUGCUUUCUUUGUUCAUCAUUGGGUCUCCAAACAUCGGGUCAAUCCUGCAACCCAAAUGACUUGGUAGCACUAAAAGAAUUUGCAGAAAGCCUUACAGAUGGGUCCAUUAUCACAGCUUGGUCUAAUGAAGCAAUUUGCUGCCAAUGGGAUGGUGUUUUCUGUGAGAAUAAGAGUAGUGGUUCAAAUUCUAGUAGAGUAAUCAUGUUGAUUCUGCCCAACAAAGGUCUCAAAGGAACAGUUUCAAGCUCUUUGGGCCGUUUAGAUCAGCUGAAAUUACUCAAUCUAUCUUGCAAUUGUCUUGAAGGUGGACUGCCCCAGGAACUCUCAAAUUUGAAGCAGUUGGAGGUUCUUGAUUUGUGCCAUAAUAAGCUAUCAGGACCUGUUUCUGAAUCACUUUCUGGUUUGGUAUCCAUUCAGUCACUGAAUAUUUCAAGCAAUUCAUUCAAUGGUAGUAUCUCUGCACUUAGGGGGUUUCCAAAUGUUUCUGUGUUUAACAUAAGCAACAAUUCAUUCACUGGCCAAGUCAGUCCAUGGAUCUGCAGCUUCUCCAAAGGACUUCGAAUUAUUGAUUUAUCAAUUAACCAUUUAGUGGGCACACUUGAAGGCCUGGGAAGUUGUAGCACAUCUCUCCAAGAGUUGCAUCUGGGUUACAAUUCACUUUCUGGCCAUCUUCCAGAGUAUUUGUACUCAAUGUCAUCAUUGGAGCAACUGUCAAUCCCUGGAAACAAUUUCUCAGGCCAAUUGAGCGAGAAUUUGGGUAGGCUUUCGAGCCUUAAAUCCCUGCUUAUUUCUGGGAACCAACUUUCUGGUGCAAUUCCUGAUGUCUUUGGGAACCUGACAAAUUUAGAACAAUUAGCUGCACACUCAAAUUCAUUUUCUGGGCACCUGCCUGCAUCCCUUGCACUCUGUUCAAAGCUUCAGGUGCUUGAUCUUAGAAACAAUUCUUUAAUUGGUGGUAUUGAGCUCAAUUUUACUGGAAUGCCUAGUCUCUGCGCACUUGAUCUUGCCGCUAAUCAUUUCAUUGGACUCCUUCCCAGUUCUCUAUCCGAUUGUAAAGAAUUGAAGACUCUGAACCUAGCUAAGAAUGGGCUUUUUGGUUCAAUUCCUGAGAGUUUUGCAAAGCUCACAUCCCUUUUGUUCUUAUCAUUCUCAAACAAUAGCUUUGUGGGCUUAUCUGGAUCACUAUCUGUGCUGCAGCAGUGCAAGAACCUUACCACCCUUUUCCUGGCAAUGAACUUCCAUGAUGAGGAAAUUCCCCAAAAUAUAAGUGGAUUUGAGAAUUUAAUGAUCUUAGCACUUGGAAAUUGUGGUCUGAGAGGCAAAAUCCCAGAUUGGCUGUUGAAUAGUAGGAAGAUGGGGGUUCUAGAUUUGUCAUGGAAUCAGUUGGAUGGCAGUAUCCCAUCUCGAAUUGAUCAGAUGGAGAACUUGUUUUACUUGGACCUAUCAAAUAACUACCUUACUGGAGAAAUUCCAAAAGGUUUGGCAGAACUGAAGAGUCUCAUUUCUUCAAACAGCAGUUUGUCCAUCUUUCCACCUUCCGUGGGGAUUCCUCUAUAUGUAAAGCGAAACGAGAGUGCUAGUGGUCUUCAAUAUAACCAGGCUUCAAGGUUACCACCAUCUAUAUUAUUGAGCAAUAAUCAAUUAAAUGGGACAAUCUUGUCUGAAAUUGGACGAUUGAAGCAGCUCCACGUCUUAGAUUUGAGCAGGAAUAACAUUACUGGUGUCAUUCCUGACUCCAUUUCAGAGAUGGAGAACUUGGAAACUCUAGAUUUAUCAUUCAAUGACCUGUAUGGAUCAAUUCCCCAGUCAUUUGACAAGCUCACAUUCCUGUCAAAGUUCAGUGUGGCAUAUAAUCACUUAAACGGUGUAAUUCCAACUGGGGGACAGUUCUAUAGCUUUCCGAGCUCAAGCUUUGAAGGCAACCCUGGACUUUGUGAGAAAAUAAUCUUUCCUUGUCAUGUCGCUGAUGGUAUGCGGCAGCCGCAUGUUCAUUAUGGUUCAAACAGUAAAUUUGGUCGGAACAGUAUCCUUGUUGUGACAAUUGGCGUAGCAGUUGCGAUUUUAUUGCUUCUUGCAAUUGUUCUGCUUAGAAUGUCAAGGAGAAUUGCAGGGGAUCCUGUUAAUGACCUGGAUGAGGAACUCAGCAGGCCACGUCGGUGUGAAGCUCUUUGCUCAUCAAAAUAGAUUAUCUUCCAGAUUGCAAAUUGCAAGGAGCUUACAGUAGCAGACUUAUUGAAGUCUACAAACAACUUCAACCCAGAUGGCACAAAAGCCGCAGUCAAGAGACUUUCUGGGGAUUGUGGUCAGAUGGAACGUGAGUUCCAGGCUGAAGUGGAAACCCUUUCAAGAGAUCAGCACAAAAAUCAUUAUCUAGAUGGAAAUUUAAUGAAGUAGUAAUUUUAAU
Messenger RNA from Rubroshorea leprosula, 2583 nucleotides. NCBI's taxonomy places the organism in Eukaryota, Viridiplantae, Streptophyta, Magnoliopsida, Malvales, Dipterocarpaceae. The record is from the annotation of a GenBank genome assembly.